Messenger RNA from Protopterus annectens (West African lungfish), 2295 nucleotides. It is a transcript of the gene LRRC52, whose product is annotated as leucine rich repeat containing 52. Gene Ontology annotation, molecular function: transmembrane transporter binding; potassium channel activator activity; voltage-gated potassium channel activity. Bases 613 to 1539 code for a protein of 308 amino acids. The record is from RefSeq and is a predicted model, not a curated record. The transcript is spliced from 2 exons. Gene Ontology annotation, cellular component: voltage-gated potassium channel complex. Lineage: Eukaryota; Metazoa; Chordata; Ceratodontiformes; Protopteridae.
CAACAGGGUGACACCUGGGCAGUCUAACGAUCUUUAAAAUCACCUUUUUCUCUGUGUGCAUCAAUAAAAGGCAAAGUCAUACAUCACAAUCUGCAGACGGGCUCUUACAAUACCUUCCUCAAGACUUUUUCGCUGAGCCAGGGGUUACCCUCUUGUUACCUUUAAGGAACACUGGCCCUGCUCGUAUUACACUUUCUGUUCAUCACUCACGCCCAGAUGCUAGUAACAGCUCCGGUCACAUCCAGUUUUCCAUAACUUCUUUACCUUCGGACAUCCCAGGGCUAUUUCUCCUCUCAUCUUAGCUCAAAUACACUACACGUCAUAUUAGAUAUAUUCAUCCUUCAGGAGACACAUUCAUUUGUUUGACAUAUCAUCAAUGGUAGGUCAGUCUGAAGUUGCUCUGGGCUAAAUUGUACCACACGAAUCAGGACUGCGCAGCAAACGGAGUCCCAGUAGAAGCGCCUGUGCGCGUAUGCAUCGGAAUCCCAGCAAGAAGACCUACCACCAGAGAGAGUCGAGAAGGGUCUCAGGCAGGGAACUGGAAGAACGUCACCAAACUGCCCUCGUCUUGGCAUCACAUACAUACGCGUGUUCGCCACCUGGGCUACCUCCAUGAGGCAUUCGCCGCUUCCUUGGAGUGCCCGACUGCUAUGGGUGCCCCUUUCUGCGGUGCUACUUGUUGAGAUCGCUGGCUGCUGCCCAUUGAACUGCACCUGUGACUUUACGGUAGUGGCUUGCCCUGGGAAACAGCUGCAAGAUUUCCCAAUCGAUUUGCCCCUGACAGUGCGGCAGUUAGUGUUAACGGCCAACAACAUAAGUGACAUACCCCCACUGCAAUUGAACCUGUUGAGCGACUUGGUGUACUUGGAUUGCAGCAACAAUUCCAUCACUGACAUUUCCGACGGAACUUUUGUUAAUCUUGCUCGUCUGGUGUACCUGGAUCUUAGUGGAAAUCGGAUCAGCCGGAUUUCAAGUGGCACUUUCACCAACCUGGGUAAUCUCAUAGUGCUUCGGCUGGCUGACAACCCGGCACUGAGCGAGAUUGAUAGUGAUGCCUUUGGCAACAACACGAGUUUGCAGCAUCUCGAUCUAAGUAGGGAUAACCUGAGCAGCUUGGACGCGGCCACGCUUGGGGACAUGUCCGCCCUGGUCUCAGUCAGUCUCAGCGGUAACCCCUGGAGUUGUCUGUGCCACCUGGAGGACUUCAGUAACUGGAUGCAAAGCAGGGAGAGUAGCGUAGCAGAUGCCAGUCUCGUGAUCUGCAACCAGCCAGAUUUCCUAAGGGGCAUUCCAGUCAUAGAAGUUGCACAGCAAAUAAUCCAGGAAUGCAACAUUAUUGUCACCUAUGUAGACUACCUGUUCUUCUUUCUGAUUGGCUUUGCAAUAUUUGCUGGUGGAACAAUUGUGAUUUGGAUGACUGGUAGCAUAAUUGUAUAUCAAGAAAAACGAGAAAAGAGGAAAAAAAUAGAAGAAAUAGAAGGGCCACCUAACCCACCAAAAACAAUAUUUCCAGAUAUUUUUGUAAACUUUUUUGUGUAGCUCUUUUUUUAAAACCAAGAACUCGGUGUAUCCCAUAAAGGAUUCAUGUCCAUUAAUGAAUACAAAGAAAAGAGUCAGCCAUUGGUUGCCAUUGGUCUACUUUUGCAGAAGUUUUCUUGAACUUGUAGAAAUAGCGACAUGGAUAAACAAUAUAGAUGACAAUACAGAAGAAGAGUUAAACUAGUCUGACAGUAAUUUACAUAUUGGCAUGUGGGGUCAAAGCAUUAUAAUCCCAAACAAAUAUUUGUUUUUCUAUGUUUAUCACUGUAUUGCAUCAGUUAGCUGCUACAUUCACCAAAUAUGAAGAAACAAGAUGUAACAUGGUCCAACAGAAGAACGUGCGCAGCAUCAACACCUUGUAACUGUUUUGCCUUAAUGCACAGAGACAGAAGCAGCCUGAUGGGAUAGCCAAAUAUGGUGACAUACCACCAUACUGGGACUCAGACUUUCAAACUGGGACACACAGUGUGAAAGAGUUUCAUUCUCUUAACUGCCUUUCAUCCACACUUCCCUCCUUAAGGUUUCUCUUAGGCCUUGUGUUUAACCUCAUAAGAACUGACUGUUUUUGUUGAUGAAUGGCAGUAUAUGGCAAGGAAGGAUGACUGGCACAGAAAUAAGGUUCAAUCCCCAAUAGCUAUAUAUGUUUGCUAAGUGUUCUCUUGGGUGCAGGCCUGUCAUUCACUAUACUGUUAAUCUGAUUUUUGAACAGUUAAUUUAGGUAACAUAAUAAACACAUGCCAUUAAUCUUUUACGUCA